AUGUCUACGUCAUCUUUACACGUCUUACCUACCGAACUUUUACAUCGAAUUAUUGAUUAUAUUGAUACAGAAACUGUAUUUUUUUCUUUUCGAAAUGUUUGUAAACAUUUUUAUACAAUUGUUAAUACUUACAAUCAAUAUCAACUCGAUUUUCGUUUAAUUACAAAACCAAAAUUUUGUUUCAUACGUCAUUUUAUUCAACCUGAAAAUGUUAUUUCUCUUGUUUUAUCUGAUGGACAUAAAACAUCUGGUCAAAUUAAAUUAUUUCUUUCAUUGUUUAAUAUAUCUCUAUUUACUCGACUUCGUUCUUUAACUCUUAUUCAAGUUAGUGAAUCAGAUUCAAUUGUAUAUUUACAACAUAUCAGUACGUGUUCACUUGUUUCACUUUCUAUUGAUUAUCGAAAUAUGCCGAGACCAAUCACUACAACAGAUGAUUUUCUCUCGACAAAUCUAGAAAAACUCCGUAAUCUUCGAAAGUUUGAAUUAUCUGUCAGUCGUUUAACAAUUGAUAACAUGCAAUAUCCAAUACAACAUAUGAAACUUACUGAGUGUAUUCUGAACAAAUCAAUAUUUGACAUUCUUCUUCAUUUUCCUCACUUAGAAACAUUAAUGGUAAGUAGUAUUUCUACGCCUAACAUCGAUGAAAAUUUAGCUACUACUAUGCAAAUAAAAUCAAAAUUAAAAUCAUUGACAGUUGAAGGGUAUUCUUUAUGUAUGAAUAUGAUUAUAUCAAUUUUGUUAUGCACACCAUCAUUAAUUCAUUUUAAACUGAUAGCAUGGCCAACGAUGCCUGAACUUUCUUGGAGUGGUCGUUGGUGGGCAGAAUUCUUUCAAAAGAAUUUAAAUCAACUUAAAUUAUUUGAGUUUUUCUUCAACAAACGAAUAGAUUAUAAAGAAACUAAAUGUGAUAUUGAAUCCAUCAUUGCUCCAUUUCGAACAUCAUUCUGGCUAGAAAAACAAUGGUAUGUCGCAUGUAAUUAUUAUAAAAAUACACAUAAAUUAGAACUAUAUUCAAUACCAAUAUGUAAAUCAAAUAUUUCAUACGAAUGUACAACAAAUAAAAUUUCUUCUUCAAAUUUAACAAAUGAUGUACCAUAUAUAAUGGAUAAUGUACGUUCAUUAAGUCUGGAUAUAAUUCAAUCAGCGGCUAUUAUUCGUGAUAAUAAUUUACUAUCAAAUCAUACCUUAUUUUCAAGAGUAAAUAAACUAACACUCUUGAUUACUAAUGAAUUUUCGAAUGAUUUUAUUGAUUAUCUAUUGAAACUUAUCGAUUUUUCGCAACUUUAUACACUUUCAUUGACUUUAGACUUAAAUCAACAAUCAUUUCAGAAUAUUAUAAAAAUUAUUAAUAAUUUAUUAAAUGAAGCAUACAAUGUUCAAUCAAUUAAAUUACGUUCUUCACGACCUGCUUAUUUAAUCGAAUAUUUACAAACAAUUUGUUCAAUGUUAUCUAAUCAAGUAAAACAUCUUACAGUUUACAUACAGGAUGCUGAUGAAAUGCAAUUAAUUCUUAAUCAAUUUGAAAAUUUCUCAAGCAUCACAUUUCAUUCAAAUAUGUAUUGGUAUUCAAAAUUCGAUAAUAUAACUGAAGAACUAAGAAUGAAAGGAAGAGAUUUUAUAUAUUAUAACAAUAGGAUGUAUGCUAGCUUUUGGUUUGGUAAAUAA
Rotaria sordida is the source of this 1665-nucleotide messenger RNA. The record is from the annotation of a GenBank genome assembly. Lineage: Eukaryota; Metazoa; Rotifera; Eurotatoria; Philodinida; Philodinidae.